Messenger RNA from Calypte anna (Anna's hummingbird), 841 nucleotides. Its product is annotated as heat shock protein 30C-like. Gene Ontology annotation, molecular function: protein folding chaperone. NCBI's taxonomy places the organism in Eukaryota, Metazoa, Chordata, Aves, Apodiformes, Trochilidae. The record is from RefSeq and is a predicted model, not a curated record. Gene Ontology annotation, biological process: protein refolding; response to heat. The transcript has a single exon. Bases 110 to 694 code for a protein of 194 amino acids.
GGGGAAUAAAAGCCGCGGGCGGCAGCAGCGGGACAGAACGCUUACAGCUGAGCUACGAGCAGGAAUAGCAGCAGCAGAAGCAGCAGAAGCAGCAGCAGAACGAGCAGCGAUGCUUUGCAGGAUGCACCUCGCACCAUUUGCCUCCAGCUCCUUGGCCACCCGACUGGGCACAGUGAGGACCCUCUGGCCCCACGCAGAGACCAUCUUCUCCGAGCUGCAGCAAGAGAUGGAGAAAGCUCGUGAGUUCAUGAGCAGCUUCGAGAAGCUCCUCACCAGCCAAGGAGCCACUGCCAUGGAGCAAGCCCCGAGAACAAGCACGGCCCUGAGCACUGGCUCCGGGGAGGGCUUCUCCAUCUGCCAGGACGUCAAGAACUUCACUCCGGAGCAGCUGUCGGUGAAGGUGGUGGGCAGGAAAGUGGUGCUGGUGGGGCAGAAGGAGACGCAGAGCACGGAUGAGAAGGGCUCCUUCUCCUACAAGUACGAGGUGCUGAAGCGGGAGUGGGACGUGCCCGAGGAUGUGGACGCCGAAGCUCUGACCUGCUCCCUGUCCAAGGAGGGGCAGCUCCGCAUCGAGGCCCCCCGGCUGGCCCUGCCCAACACCCUGGAGAGGAACGUCCCUAUCCAGGUCAGCCCUGCAGCCCCACAGCCUGGACCAGCUCCUGAGGACGGAGCCACCACCAAGACCCAGAUGUAACGGGAGGGGAACCAAUGGCCCACGGCAGGACCGGAGGAGAGAGCAGAGUCUUGGGGUUUGGCCCAGACAAGCUCCAUCAGCAAUGAUGUCAUUUUUUUCACUAUACUGGAAUGCUUUUGUAUCCAAUAAAAAUACUUUUGCAUAGAA